GCCAGGAAUGUCAGACGGUAAGGGAACCUGGGCAGAAACCAUUCCGGAGGAUCGGAGCGCUUAAAGGGCCAGCCUCGGUGCGAACCGGCCUCGUCACUGGACCCGAUUAGAGAGCCGAACCCGCUCACCCAUCCCGCCCAGCCCUGAAUUGAGAAUUCCGCUUCCUCGAUGACAUCAGCGGGCCCCGAAGACGGAUGAGAGAGACUGCAUUCCCGUAGCCGCGGCUCCAACAGCUGUGGAAAGCUAGGAGUGCCUUCGUAGGGACUGGAGCUCCGGGACACACAGAUGUGGACACGAUCGGGAGAAUUCUCCCUCGGCUCCGGGCGCUCUCUACAUUGUCCUGGUCCCGUGAGCAGGCCCGAGGAGCCGAGCCAGCUCCCGUGCAGCCUGACGGAGCCUCUAGCAAGUCUGAGGCCGCGGUCCCCCGACGCCCACACAAGGAAGUGGUUUCUUUUCUCAGAGAGGAAAAGGGAAGUCAGAUUACUUCAGAACGAGAACUCAACUGCUGCCUCUCAGUCAGCUCUAACCGAGGCGAGGUUCACGUCGACUGCCCAGAGUCCGUGAGCGGAGCUGCCCCCUCCUCGCCACCGCCUUCAAUUCCGCCCUCGCCCUUUUUUUUGAAGCGGCAGCCCCAUGGCCUACCACAGCUUCCUGCUUGAGCCCAUCAGCUGCCACGCCUGGAACAAGGACAGAACCCAGAUCGCCCUCUGCCCCAACAACCACGAGGUCCACAUCUACAAGAAGGACGGAGCCAAGUGGACGAAGGUGCAUGAGCUGAAGGAACACAACGGACAGGUGACGGGCAUAGACUGGGCCCCCGAGAGCAACCGCAUCGUGACCUGCGGGACCGACCGCAACGCCUACGUGUGGACCCUGAAGGGCAACCUGUGGAAGCCCACGCUGGUCAUCCUGAGGAUCAACCGGGCGGCCCGCUGCGUCCGAUGGUCCCCCAGGGAGAACAAGUUCGCCGUGGGCAGCGGCUCCCGCGUCAUAUCCAUCUGCUACUUCGAGCAGGAGAACGACUGGUGGGUGUGCAAGCACAUCAAGAAGCCCAUCCGCUCGACCGUCCUCAGCCUGGACUGGCACCCAAAUAACGUCCUCCUGGCCGCCGGCUCCUGUGACUUCAAGUGCAGGAUCUUCUCCGCCUACAUCAAGGAAGUGGAGGAGAGACCCUCGCCCACCCCCUGGGGCUCCAAGAUGCCUUUCGGGGAGCUGAUGUUCGAGUCCGGCAGCAGCUGCGGCUGGGUCCACGGCGUCUGCUUCUCCGACAGCGGCCACCGCGUGGCCUGGGUCAGCCACGACAGCACCGUCUGCCUCGCCGACGCCAACAAGAAGAUGGCAGUGGCCUCCCUGUAUUCGGAGUCGCUGCCUCUGCUGGCCCUCACCUUCAUCACCGAGAACAGCCUGGUGGCCGGGGGCCACGACUGCUUCCCGAUGCUCUUCACCUACGACGAGGGGCCGGGGGCGCUGAGCUUCGGGGGCCGGAUGGAUGUGCCCAAGCAGAGCUCGCAGCGCGGCAUGACGGCGCGGGAACGCUUCCAGAGCAUGGACAAGCGCGCCAGCUCCGACACCGCCGCCAACCUGGACACGCUCCACAAGAACAGCAUCAGCCAAAUCUCCGUGAUGGCGGGAGGAAAGGCCAAGUGCUCCCAGUUCUGCACCACCGGCAUGGACGGGGGGAUGAGCAUCUGGGACAUCAAGAGCCUGGAGUCUGCCCUGAAAGAUCUCAAGAUCAAAUGAUCCAAGUGCCGGGGGGAAGGCAUUUCGCCGCCGGCCCCGCCCGGGCCCGGGAGCUGAGCUGAGCAGGGGCCCGGGGCCCGCCGGGCUCGCUCGAGGCGGCCGGCUUCGCUUUCGACGUUCCCAUCCGCGAACUCGACGAUCGCGGGCCGGGGGGGUGCGUGAGGGGCCCCCCCCCCCCCCCCCCCCCCGCUCCCGCUGCCCCUUAAAAGCUGAAGAGUUGCUUUUCAUAGGGAAGUUUUUGCACCUAGUAGAGCUACGUCGGCAAUGAAACGCUUUAAGAGAAGGACGAAAUAAAAACGCGAGCAGAGUCGGA
Ornithorhynchus anatinus (platypus) is the source of this 2053-nucleotide messenger RNA. RefSeq names its product actin related protein 2/3 complex subunit 1B (gene ARPC1B). The record is from RefSeq and is a predicted model, not a curated record. Gene Ontology annotation, molecular function: actin filament binding. Gene Ontology annotation, biological process: Arp2/3 complex-mediated actin nucleation. The transcript has 11 exons. Bases 634 to 1740 code for a protein of 368 amino acids. Gene Ontology annotation, cellular component: Arp2/3 protein complex; actin cytoskeleton. Lineage: Eukaryota; Metazoa; Chordata; Mammalia; Monotremata; Ornithorhynchidae.